Sclerotinia trifoliorum is the source of this 2219-nucleotide messenger RNA. NCBI's taxonomy places the organism in Eukaryota, Fungi, Ascomycota, Leotiomycetes, Helotiales, Sclerotiniaceae. The record is from the annotation of a GenBank genome assembly.
CUUUUUCCAGCGCCAAAGUAUAUGUAUAUUCAUUCAUUCGUUCCAUGUUCAAAAUGGACGUAUCGAGAACGAAUCCAACAUCGAAGUUAUCAAGUGAUAAAUGGGGAAGUAAAGGCCCACUCACCAUCUAUGCACUUUCCAUUUCUCUAUUCUCGCUACUACUUUUGAAAGUAGGUUAAACCUUAUCCCAUCCAUAAACUCCAGUCAUGAUAUCUGAUAUUGACCUUCAAACUUCCAUUAUAUCUAAAAAUCAUCCCAACAGCAAGAGAUAGUGUUUAUUCCACGUUUUUAUUCAAGGAUAUGCAUAUGCAUCCAGUAGCCUUACGAAUAUUCUCAAAGCGAACAAUUAUCGGAUCAUACGGUAUACUUGUCGAGGAAAAACAAAUUCGACAGACUGGUACGGAUGCAAGAUUCGGUACGGUGAGAGAUAUCCAGCAGCUUUUUUUGAUAGAUGUAACCGAGAGUAAGUAAUAGCCGUACUUGUAUCUUAGUCGAUUGGCACUUCUCCGCACCCACACAAACAUAAAUACACAUAUAUAUAGCCUCAAAAUAUCUACAGAGCAUUCAACUUCCAAUUACUUACAUUCAUCCUCCUGCAACCAAAAACCUAUUUGGCAAUCUUCCUUUCUUUCAUUACGGAUUCUCUCCAAGCGAAAUUACCACUACAACAUACAUAGCUGUAGAUACAGUCCAAAAUAUUCCAUCAAUACAAAGGUAUCUUGCAUAAAUCAGGAAUUCCAAUACCCCACACAAAACCUUACAUCUACUCCAUAGAAGACCCAGCGAUAAUAAGUGGUCAAAAGACGUCUAGAAGUAAAAUGCGGUUCCUACAGGGAAUCGACAUUGAAGACGCCGAAGAAAUUCGGCGUGUAGUCCGAUCAGCUAAACUCCCAGCAAUAGGAGAGUUCUCAGGAUAUCCUCGACCUCGCCUUGAUAAUCCAACUGGCCCGCUCACAUCGGUUGAAAGAAGAGCAGUGCAAGAUAUUGAGCAGUUAUGGAUGCUCGGAAAAGAAUAUCGGAAACAUAUCAAUCGCUUAAUCCAGGACUGUGAUAUAAUUCCGCAUUAUAUUAUCGUAAAAGCUGCAAAGGCUACGCGUAAAUAUAUCGACUCUCUGAGGGCUCAGGGCUACAGCGAACACAUUCAAGAUCUCGAAUUAGUGGAUGCCGAUGAGCCUCAGAUAAUGAAAGACACUACUACCAUGCCUAGGAAACGAAGUGCUAGUAGUCAAGAAAUCUCAAAGAAUGUUCCAGCGAAAAAACAAAAUGUUUCCAACCGGGAAGAGGACAAAAUGGACACACCUGUCGAUGGCUUGGUUCCUGCUAAGACGGGUGAUGGUAAAGAAAAUAUCCAUCGUAAGCACGAAUUGGUUCCCGAUUCCAACGGAAUCUCUCUCACUCAUCCACCUAUAGUGCCAAAAAUAUCUAGUUAUCCUGCAUUCCCUACCACGUUAAAGAAACUAAAAAACGCAGAUGGACUUGGGACCGAAGAUUUAAAGGCGAUCACUAGGACAAGAAAUAAACGUCAAGUCCAGCGGCAAUCUAAUACCAUCGACCAAAUCCUCAACACUAAUCGGAAAGAGCAGACAGUUGAUAAAACCGGGAUUGGAUCAAAUGAAAGUGAUCUUUCGUUUAAUUCGAAUGCUACAACAAACGAUUCCGGUGAUAGUAUCAAGCCAAAAUCUUCGAGUCGGUUAAUCAAGGAACUGACAGCUUAUAAUUCAUCUGGAGGGAAGGAGUCUGAAGAUACUGUUAAGCAAACCAGAGGUCGUUCAACCCGCCAGUCAGUCCGGACAGAAGAAGUAUAGCGGGUUUGAUAAAUUCAACUGCGAUAACCAGGGAAAGCAGGUGGUUGAUAAGAAUAUCAAAGAGCACGAGAUACUCCAGGGUACGUUACGAUGCAGAAUGAGCAAACACUAGAUUGGGAUAGCAAUGUUGUAAUGGAAUACGCACCAGAAUCUGGUACUAAAGAAUUAUGGGACAAAAGGGCCAGUGGAUAUUCCGGACGAUGGUUGAGACAACUUAAUUUUUUCUGCCGGUAAAAAGUUGUGCAGGUAAAAGUGACAGACACUGGGUAUGGGUUAUGCUCCGAAAUUCCCUGUGCAGAAAGCCUCGCAACAAAGAUUGCGGAUCUUAGAUUUUCAUGAUGUGGAGUUUGAUCAUCAACACCUUGAUGUAGUCAUAGAGUUUGGGUUAAAGGUUGAGUUACAGAGCAAAUAGAA